Entelurus aequoreus (snake pipefish) is the source of this 4870-nucleotide messenger RNA. RefSeq names its product actin binding LIM protein 1a (gene ablim1a). The coding region runs from base 403 to 2916 and encodes 837 amino acids. Gene Ontology annotation, cellular component: actin cytoskeleton; stress fiber. Gene Ontology annotation, molecular function: actin filament binding. Gene Ontology annotation, biological process: cilium assembly; cytoskeleton organization; lamellipodium assembly. The transcript is spliced from 25 exons. NCBI's taxonomy places the organism in Eukaryota, Metazoa, Chordata, Actinopteri, Syngnathiformes, Syngnathidae. The record is from RefSeq and is a predicted model, not a curated record.
UAAUCAUCGGCUCAACGUCAGCUCUAAGCAGCUUAAGGCUCCAGUCUGGUUGGGCUGAAGACGCUCACAAGCUUCUUUCUCAGUAUCUCACAAGGCUUUACCUGUAGCAGAGGGCCUUGUCUUUGUGUGUUUUUUUACUUCUCCCGCACAAGGUGGACACUAACUUUUAGCUUUUUGACUUUAGUUGACUAAUGUGGUGGAUUCCAAGGAGAAGCCUGCUCUUUUUUCAAACUGGAAAUUGCUGGGAUUUUCUGAUGGACUGCUGUGCGUUUGCAGCCCAGUCUGGCUUCCGAAUGAUCUUGCUUUUAGAGCGAGACUGAGACUCACUCCUGGACUCUGGCUGACAUCUACCUGGAGUGCUACACCCGCCUCUGUGGGACGGUUGAAGCAGGGGAAAACAUCAUGCCCACCCUGCCAAAUCUAAACAGCCUCGGGAGGUUGUGCAGCUCCAGCCGCAGCCACAAUGUCGACCGAGUGCGAGUCAAACGCAAGGGCUCCAUUAAGCGCAGGUCUGUCAUUGAGGAUGGUCAUGUGGCUGAGGUCCUGUACCUCAUUCCCAAACAGUACAUGGAGCAGCUGCCUUACCUCAACCCAAACGACUAUUACCUGAGCGAGAGGCUGCAUGAUGUUGCUUCAGUGGCCCAUGCGCAGGAGACACACCAUCGCUCCACAGAGAAGCCCCUGAUCCAGUGCUUUAAGUGCGGGCAGCCAUGUAAGGGCGAGGUGCUGCGGGUGCAGAACAAACACUUCCACCUAAAGUGCUUCACCUGUAAAGUGUGCGGCUGCGACCUGGCCCAGGGGGGCUUCUUCAUGAAGAAUGGAGAGUAUCUGUGCACGCUGGACUACCAACGCAUGCACGGCACCCGCUGCAAUGGAUGCGGGGACUUCGUGGAGGGGGAAGUGGUCACUGCAUUGGGAAAGACGUAUCACCCAGCCUGCUUUGUCUGCACUAUCUGCAAACGGCCGUUCCCAGCGGGAGACAGAGUGACCUUUAACGGGAAGGAUUGUUUGUGUCAGUACUGUCUUGAGCCAAUGUCUCCUGGACCAAAAGACAUCGUGGGCUCCAGUAACUGUGCAGGGUGUGGCCGAGACAUAAAGAAUGGACAAGCCCUCCUAGCGUUGGACAAACAAUGGCAUCUGGGCUGCUUCAAGUGUAAGGCCUGCUGCAAAGUGCUAACCGGGGAGUACAUAAGCAAGGAUGGUGCUCCGUACUGUGAGAAGGACUACCAGAUCCAUUUUGGAGUGCAGUGUGAGGCGUGCCAUCAGUUCAUCACAGGAAAAGUGCUGGAGGCAGGAGAUAAACAUUACCACCCCAGCUGUGCCAGAUGCAGCAGGUGCAAUCAGAUGUUCACUGAAGGAGAAGAAAUGUACCUGCAAGGAUCAACGGUGUGGCAUCCUGGCUGCAAGAACACAACAAGGACAGAGGAGAGACACAUGGAGAGGCCUACUAGGUCGUCAUCUGAGAGUAUUUCUUCCAGACCUGGUUCAAGCAUACCUGGCUCACCGGGUCACACAAUCUAUGCAAAAGUAGACAAUGAGAUUCUUGAUUACAGAGACCUAGCUGCCAUUCCAAAAGUCAAAGCCAUUUAUGACAUUGAGCGCCCCGAUCUUAUUACCUAUGAGCCUAUGUACACCACCUCCCAGGAGGAGAGAGAGGAGAGACGAGAGAGUGUAGGAGAGCUUCUCAAUGCCAGGAGGGACCGCUCACCCUUGCCUGAUGACAAGUCGUUCAGAACCAUGUCACCAACUCUAUCCAAUGAGGGAUGUUAUGACAAGCGAGAACGCAUCCUCCAAAGGUCCACCAGUCAAGGCUCUAUAGGCUCGCCGGUUUAUAAUCGCCAUGGUUACACCCCCACUCUGUCACGGUCGCCGCAGCACUUUCACAGGCCAGAGGCUCUGACAGGCAUGCAGAAACUCUGCUCCUCCCUGUGCAGUAACAGUGUGGGCUCCAGAAAUAAUGACUCCCGCCCCACCUCCCCUUUCAGACACCACUUCCUUCCCCAUAGCCAAGGCACUGACCCACCAAGCGGCCGGAGCUCCCCUCUCCCGCUUAGGCCCGACAGCCGGCCGGGCACCCCGCCUCUCUCUCAGACCCCUAAACAUUUUCACCUCCCAGAUCAGGGCAGCAACAUUUACAGAAAACCACCUAUCUACAAACAAUACGAUACCGAUGACAUAGCACGUCAAAGCAAGUCGGCUGAUGACAUCAUCAGAUGUGCCACCUUCCCUGCUGCCCAUGCUCCCUCUCCAGACGACAACUCACAGUGUGAGGGUGAUUGUCAGCCCGGCUCUAUCGCUGUUUUAGGUUCAGAAGGCAGAAGACGAUCAAGAGAAGAAGAGGAGGAGGAGACAUUGAAACGAAAGCAGCUUCAGGAAGAACAUCUCAACAAGAUUCAGUCUGGUUUGGGAAAGCUAAUUCUGAGGGAAGAAAUGGAAAAAGAUGAGAUUAGGGAGCGUCACGCGAGGAGUCUCUCUGCUCAGCGCUACGACCCCAAGCAGAAUAAUGGAGAUGCGGAUCCAACUUCUCCAACCAAAACAAACUCUUUGCCUGGCUAUGGAAGGAAUGGUCUACAUCGGCCCCAGUCAACAGACUUCACACAGUACAACAGCUACGGUGACAUGUGUGGAGGAAGCAGAGAGUUUCAGCACAUUAAGGAUGGCCGUGCAGCACUUGCAAGGAUGGACAGGGGAGUAUCUAUGCCUAAUAUGUUGGAGCCCAAAGUGUAUCCCUAUGAAAUGCUCAUGAUUACCAGUAGAGGGAGAGCUAGACUGCCCAGAGAUGUGGACAGAACCAGACUGGAGCGCCACUUAGCACCCGAAACCUUCUUUGACAUCUUUGGAAUGGAGAUCCAGGAGUUUGACAGACUUCCCCUGUGGAAACGCAACGACAUGAAAAAGAAGGCCAAGCUCUUCUAGCAGAAUGCUUCAUACCCACAAGACAAUAACAAUUAUCUACACAUGCUAGGCUUUGCUUUGUUACCUUUUCUUCUGUCUUUUUUUUUUUAAACCUUCUGACAUGAUUAAGAGGUUCGACUUGCACAUAAAUGCAAAUUGGUCUCAUGUUCAACAAUGACAAAGAAUGAAAGAUAAACAGGAUCAUGAUAUUUGUGUUGAUGCUGCUUGUUUUUUUCCUUCUUUUUGCUGGAAUUGCUUCGAUCCCUUUUAUGCUCGUUUCUUCCUGCUAUUUAUUGAUUUGACUCCUGUGGAUAUUUGUAAGUGCAGUAGAACCUACAGCCUUGUAGCCUUGAACAUAUGUCUGCUUUCCUUUGCUUGGACUGGAAUAGAUUCAGUCCAAAGUUUGCAUCGAUCGGCUCAGUGAGUCUUUGAAUAUUGUAUUCAAAAUUAAAAAAAAACACACACACUGACACUGGGAAGGCAGUCAGCUGACUCAGAAACAGUUUACUGCAUCUAAUGAACAAUCCAAGCAUCUUCACUAAGACUGUACAUAUAGGGCCUGAUUUACUAAAGGUUUAUGUGUACUUAAAACACGUGCAAACUUAAUAGCACAAGCAAAGCUGAUCUACUAGAUGUGUGCAAAGUGAAUUGCGUGUGUUAAGUGAGCAAAAUAAGGUGUGCAAUCAAUUUUGCUUUGCUGUUUUCACUAAUAUGCAAAAUAUAUGCUGAUCAUUAAAACACCCACAAUACUGGGAGGAGAAGAGACGAAUACAAUUAUUUAGCACACGCAAUGUGAUUUAUCUACACUCAUCACCGUUUUGCGAGCACUAUUUCGCAUUUUAUCCAGCACAUGUCAGAAGGAAGUACAAACUGAUCAGUCGGCUGCAGGAUCAGUGCUCAGACGAUGGACAGACUAGAACCCUAAAUCCUACGUGUGUCAACAUUUUGUCCUUUCAGCAACAAUUUUAUAGCUGCUAGAGGACUUAAGGCCUGCUCAGUGGCCUUGUGGUUAGAGUGUCCGCCCUGAGAUCGGUAGGUCGUGAGUUCAAACCCUGGCCGAGUCAUACCAAAGACUAUAAAAAUGGGACCCAUUACCUCCCUGCUUGGCACACAGCAUCAAGGGUUGGAAUUGUGGGUGAAAUCACCGAAAUGAUUCCCGAGCGUGGCCGCCACUGCUGCUCACUGCUCCCCUCACCUCCCAGGGGGUGGAAGAAGGGGAUGGGUCAAAUGCAGAGGGUAAUUUCACCACACCUAGUGUGUGUGUGUGACUAUCAGUGGUACUUUAACCACGUCUCAAAGAAUACAUAUUGUUAAAAUAUUUCUUAUAUAAAAACAACUUCUUGAAGUAUGCAUUUUUUUGGGGUGUGGAGUGGAAUAUUUGCUGCCUUUCUCCAACGAGCCCACCUUUGGCGGAAAAAAACAAAAUGAAAAGUGGUGCCAAUGUAGAUGCACUUGACGACUGCUUCUAAAAUGCCCAUAAAAAGUGGUAGAUGUCUCCUGCAUGUUUGAAAACAUAACAAAACGCCACAGAUAGGAGCAUGAUAACAUGAAUGUGCAGUAAAUGAGAGUGACUCUGUCGUGAUGCCCCAUAUAGUACACGCACAAUUAUUUUUAAUUGCACACGCAGUCUUAGUAAAUCGCAAGCAACACGCCCACUAAUAGUACACACUAUUUUAUAGAUUGCACACGCCGUUUACCGCGUGGUAUUGGGAUCUUAGUAAAUCAGGCCCAUAGUGUCACUCUUCUCAGGCUUUCUCCAACACUUACCUACUCUUUACAUGUAUUAGAAGUAUAACUCAAAACAUUUCAAUGCCAUACCCAAUAUAUGUACAGUAACAGGCAAAUUGAUAAUACAGCUCAUGUAAGCCCACCUGUAUUUGAAAGAAAUGUUUUAUAAAUGAAAACCCACACUGCCGUUUGUUGUAUGGAAAAGUAAGCCAAUAAAGCUUUAAACACCACAAACCACAGGAUACAG